This is a messenger RNA of Nymphaea colorata (pocket water lily), 3230 nucleotides long. RefSeq names its product BTB/POZ domain-containing protein FBL11. The record is from RefSeq and is a predicted model, not a curated record. Gene Ontology annotation, molecular function: protein binding. NCBI's taxonomy places the organism in Eukaryota, Viridiplantae, Streptophyta, Magnoliopsida, Nymphaeales, Nymphaeaceae. Gene Ontology annotation, biological process: SCF-dependent proteasomal ubiquitin-dependent protein catabolic process. The transcript has 19 exons. Gene Ontology annotation, cellular component: SCF ubiquitin ligase complex. The coding region runs from base 204 to 3107 and encodes 967 amino acids.
UGCAGCGGUAGCCCCGUCUCUUCCUCCCUCCCUGCCUCCCUCUCGCUCUCUGGAAAUUCAGAGGCCUUCAGAGGGGCAGCACAAUGGAGUCUCCCUGGGAUAUCAUAUCUUAGAAUCUAUAACUGCGAAUUUUCUCCCUCGGAUGUCAUAACUUAGAGUCUAUAAUUACGAAUUUCUCAGUCGGAGAGCGCGGCUCGCAAUCGAUGGCAACUAAGUCUCCUGAUGAUGAAGAAUUCAUUACGCUAGAACUCGAGAAUUCGUCUUCUUCGACGGUCAAGGAAGUAUUCCUCUCGGUCAUGGAUAUCUAUGAUUGGGAUCUCCGUUCCAUCCUCAGUUCAAGAAUUGUCAGGAUUCGAGCUCAUCGCGAUCGGUUGAUGGAGAGCUCUAGAUACUUCGAGGCACUUCUAUCCGGGAGCUAUAGUGAAUCAAGCAAGAACUGCAUCUCAGUUCGUUGGGAUCUAGAGUCAUUCAUAACCAUUCUCCAGUUUAUUUAUGGAUAUCCAGUGGAGUUUACUCUCACCAAUUUUCUUAGCUUGUUGGAGGGUUCAUUGUAUUUUGGAGUACAAAGAAUAUGCUUGGAGUGUGAAAGCUGGUUGUGUGGAAGAAAGUUUGUAGAUGAUUCUGGUUCGCUGGAAAUAUCAUUGCCUGAAAUUAUUGUAGUUUGGAACUUUGGCAUAGAGCAUGGAAUUCCAUUUAUUCUUGACUACUGCAGUGCCUGGCUUGCACAAAACUUUGCAGAGGCUGCUUCUUAUAGUUCUUUCGAUUGCAUUCCCGAUUCUUUUCUGGAAUCAUGUAUCAAACAUCCACAACUAACAGUGGAGAGUGAGAAGCAACUAUGUGAAGCACUUGUGACGUGGAUAACUAACAAUGUUGAUUCCUCACCUCAAUCUGCAGACUCUGAGGCCAGUUGCUUUGAACUUAUGCAGAAGGUUCGUCCUGGGCUUUUACCCUUGGGGUUUAUCUUAGGACUAAGUGGAUUCCCCAGUCUCUCCUGGUUUGCAGCUAAAAGCAUCCACCUAGUACUUGACAUUAUCAGCAACCCGCCUAUGAUGAUAAAUAGUGCCCUAUCGGAAGCUGAUUAUGAUAAUUUUAAAGUUCGGUUAACACAAAAUACAAAGAAAUUGGACUUUUCAGGCUGUCCACAAGUGACUGGGCCGUUGCUUGUGCUGUCCCUUCUCCAGUUUCCAUACAAGUCAAAUAACUUCAGUGACUGGGUGAGGCAAUCUUUAAGAGAGUUUGACCGUCUGAGAAAUGAUAAGUUUAUGUUCUCUCAAAUGUCAUUAAAAACAGCCACUUUUGAAGCAGUUUGUGAAGUUAACUUUUCCAAAUGCCCAGGGGUGCAUUUCUCUGAUAUAGUUAAUCUAUUAAAUCUAUCAUUUCCGUCAUUAAGAAUAUUCAGAGCCUCAUACAAUGUUCACCUCAACUUGAAGAAUAUGUUAAAUCUGUUGGAAAGUUCCCCUCUCAUCAGUGAAAUGGACCUGAGUGUUGACUGUAGUCCUGUAAUGCUGCUGAAAGCUUCAAUACUGUCAUCUGUCACUGAUGGAUAUCAGCAAUUAUCUGGUAAACUUCACGUGUUUAAUGGAAGACCUGCAUUCUCAAAACUCACAAAGUUAUCACUGGAAGGCCGCACUGAGCUUAGAGAUUCGGACUUGGUAAAUAUAUCACUUCUUGCUAAUUUGUUAUCUCAUCUUAACCUGAAAGGAUGCACUUCCUUGACCGACAUGGGAAUUUCAAAGGCUGUAUUCAAGUUUAAGCAGCUAUCCUCCAUUAUUGCUGCUGAUACUUACUUCGGGGACCUGUCAAUAUCAUGUCUUUGUUCAGGUUUUCCAUCCUUUGAUUGUUUCACUGGCACAAAGUGUGAUCCCAAGCACUUAAAGCCUUUGGCCUUUACACUACAACAGUUGGACGUAGGUGGUUGCAGAAGUAUAAGCCAAUCAUCUCUUGUGCAUCUUCUUGAACAUGCACCUUUCUUAAAAGAAUUGGGUUUGAGAGACACUGCCCUUGGUGAUGAUGUUUUGUAUCAUUUUGUGGGCUGUUCCCUGGAGGCUCUUGAUAUUUGUGAGACAAUGGUCUCAAGGAAUGGAUUGGCUUACAUCAUUAGAAGAAACCCUAAAUUGAUUGUAUUGAAAGCAAAAGGUUGUCGGCAACUUUCUUCAUCAGAUGGUAGGCUUCACAGUGUCGGAUGUAUGUCCAAGUAUGAUUUUGUCGGCAGCGCAACUGAUGGAGAUAAUCUUGAUCAUGCACUGAGCAGAGUUUUCACCUGGGAAGAACUGAGACUUGGAUGGGGAUUUUAUCCUUCCUCUCUAAAAAUACUGGAACCAUCCAUCCAGAUGCUAAAGGCUAUAAACGUUGGUGUUGGUGCUCAGUUAGGAGAAUUAGCAGUCGCCUCACUGCCAAAACAUUGUCCAUUGCUGGAGUCUGUCUCGCUAUGUUUUCAAGUUAUCUCAGAUUCUGCAGUGAGAAACAUUUUUCAAUCCCUGAAAAACCUUCAGGUCUUUGAACUUUGCUGUUGUCUGGGUGAUUUGACAUCCGACAGCUUCAAAAUCAUUUUGCCUAACUUAAGGAGGUUGAAACUACAGAGAGUGACACCAUGGAUGACAGACAUGGACUUGAUCCUGUUGACUCAAAGUUGUAGAAAUUUGUCUGAGCUUUCCUUAUCGGGAUGCAAACUUCUUUCUUUAGACUCACAAGGGAUUAUCUCACGUGGAUGGCCAGGCUUGUCACUAAUUCACUUGGAAGACUGCGGAAAUAUGACUUUGGAUGGUAUCUCUUCUCUUAUGGACUGCAAAGCAGUGGAAGACCUCUUGCUGCGUCAUAAUGGCCCAGGAAUUCCGAGGAACUUCAUCGUAGAUGCAGCAUCCAAGUUGCCCUUGCUACGGAAACUGGCUUUGGAUUUGUGUGAUGCAAGAGAUGGUGGCUUUGAUAGCCCAAGUGCUACUGGCAGGUUUUUCUUGAGGACAGUAACGAUUGCACGUUGCAGGUCAGAAAGAUGUGCAUUUGUGCUUCCAAAUGUUGCUGGGCAGAAGCACACCAUGCAUAAGGAGAGCAUUGUUUUGGAGUGGAAUAGUGAGGAACUUAGGACGUACAUCGUUGAGGAAAGAGUUUAGCACCUCAUGAUUUGUGGGUGGGCCAUCUCUUCUAUUCGUCCUCAUGUUGGUUCAAAUAGAUCAGAUUUGGUUGGUUUUCCAAUCCUGCAUACAAUGCUAUCAGUUAUAUUGCAUUUGUAGAUU